Cimex lectularius (bed bug) is the source of this 805-nucleotide messenger RNA. RefSeq lists its product as uncharacterized. Lineage: Eukaryota; Metazoa; Arthropoda; Insecta; Hemiptera; Cimicidae. The record is from RefSeq and is a predicted model, not a curated record. The coding region runs from base 37 to 762 and encodes 241 amino acids. The transcript has 5 exons.
AAAGAAAAUCUGGCCGUGGUUGCAGUCACAUUAAAAAUGAAAUACACAUUGUUCGCUGUUUUGGCCCUGGUUGCUGCCUCCAGUGGGGCCUACCUCCCCGAGGACGAUGACAGCGUCUAUUUUGUUAGAAACAUACUCGACAACCUCGUCAGACAGUCUUUUGAAUAUUUUAGAAAACUCUUGAAGGAAAAUGAUCCAUACCCGCUUCCCGACGUGUCAGAAUUGCACGUCCAAGAUCAAGGAGUCGACUUAACUGUCUCCCUUAAAAACUUCAAAGCAACCAAAGCGAGCGACUUCACUAUAGACCAACUCAACAGCGAUCUUCCAAGCCUUUAUGUCAAGUUGGAGGGGACACUCCCGGCGCUGCACUUAGAAGGCGAUUACGAAGUCCUUGGGGUCGUCCAAGGGAGAAAGGUCGAGGGAAAAGGCCCGUGCAAAUCUGAAGUCACUCUGUUUAAGCUGAAAGGAAUGUUGGAAGAAAAAGUCGAAAAACACGAACUCCAGGUUUCAAAACUCGAAUUUGAUUACGACUUAAAAGGUCUUGCGUUCGACCUCCCUGACCUGAAAGUUGAAGGUAUGUCCAAGGAAGAAGUACACGAACUUAUCAACAACAAGUUUUUUGAGUAUCUCGAGAACAACAAACAAGAAGUCAGCAAUGCUGUUGCCAAGCGCGUCAAGGAUUAUUUGAAUAAGGCUACCAAAGGGAAAUCGCUCAAGGAUAUCAUGGAUUGGUUCAAGAGCAUGAUAAAACCGGCUGCUUAAUUAAAACAAUUUUUUAAAAAUAAAUAAAAUAAUACACGCUGGC